AAAGAAACACACCCCUAUCCGUUAUUUGACGAACAGUUUACAGCGAGCAAAUAAGGCUCGUACUCUAUCAUUAUCUUCUGAUUCUUUGCCAUGGCUGCUUCUCUACUCUCCCUCUCUUCUCCCGCUUCUUCUACGACUACACCUCAUCUUCACCCACUAUCUUCUCAUUUCAAGGGCAAUGCAAGAAAUCUAAGGGCAAACCCAUGUCCAUUUCCGUCCGUAAAACUCAGCCACCAUAGAGCAAAGCAAAGACAACCACUUGUAGUGAAUUCAGCGGCUUCUGGUGUCCAAGAAUCCGCUGCAAGCAACCAGAAUGUAAGAUUCAGGCUUGAUAACUUGGGACCUCAGCCGGGGUCCCGGAAGAAAGCGAAGAGGAAGGGGAGAGGCCAUUCGGCUGGGCAAGGGGGCAGCUGUGGGUUUGGAAUGAGGGGUCAGAAAUCCAGGUCUGGGCCCGGUGUUCGGAAGGGAUUUGAAGGCGGGCAGAUGCCACUCUACCGAAGAAUUCCCAAAUUAAGAGGGAUUGCAGGAGGCAUGCACGCUGGAUUACCAAAGUAUGUCCCUGUCAACUUGAAAGAUAUAGCAGAUGCGGGGUUCGAAGAAGGAGAAGAGGUGUCACUGGAGUCCUUGAAGAAGAAAGGUCUUAUCAACCCAUCAGGAAGGGAAAGGAGACUUCCUCUAAAGAUCUUAGGCGACGGAGAAUUGGACGUGAAACUCAACUUCAAGGCCCGGGCUUUUUCAGCAGCAGCCAAAGAGAAGCUUGAAGCAGCAGGUUGUUCGUUAACCGUUCUUCCAGGGCGAAAGAAGUGGGUGAAGCCAUCAGUGGCCAAGAACCUUGCCCGUGCCGAAGAAUAUUUUGCAAAGAAAAGAGCUGCAUCUGACUCAGCUGACUCGCCUUCUGCCUGAGCCUCCACACGAGCAGAUCUCUUCACACUAUUACAGACAUGUAAAGCUAUUAAAACGAUUCGGGCAACUGUUUCCUUGUUUCACCAAAAUAUUAUUCUGUGGUAGGUUCUUUGCUUUAAAUCCAAUUAAGUAUUCUUGUUGAGUCCUGCAAAUUGGAUUGGUGGUCCAAAUGGUAGGUGUUUGCUGCCCUCCUCUUCAUAAUUCUAAACCAGCUGUUGCUCCACCAUUUUAGGUUGCUGCACAUGCAAUUUUACUAGCUUUUCUGAUGAGAAUGGGAAAUGGACAUGAAAUUUUCCUACUCUCUGUUGAUGUUGUCAGAUUGUAUUCCCGUUUUAGAAAGACCCCAAUGAACCUGAGCUCUUUUUGUAA
Molecule: messenger RNA, 1272 nt
Organism: Sesamum indicum (sesame)
Lineage: Eukaryota; Viridiplantae; Streptophyta; Magnoliopsida; Lamiales; Pedaliaceae
Gene: RPL15
Product: ribosomal protein L15
Biological process (GO): translation
Cellular component (GO): ribosome; cytosolic large ribosomal subunit
Molecular function (GO): structural constituent of ribosome
Source: RefSeq, a predicted model, not a curated record